CAGAUCCGAGAGCCUCGCGGGGUAUUUUGCAGCGAAGGGUGGAAGCGCGUCCGCCCUUUCUACAGUGCCCGAUUCUCCUCCCUCUCGACCCGCCCCUCCCUCGCUGCGAGCCUUAGGCCGAGCCUUUCCUGCAGUCCAAGAGGCUGCGAGGAAGCCUUGCACGGAGGGAGAUCGAGACCUGACUCCGGAGUUCAAUAUAUAAGUUGGAAAUCUUUCCUGGUUCCCUUGGAUUCCAAAGUAUCUUGUGUAGGAAGAGAGCUGAACGGCCUCUAGGAUACUUGGCCAGACAUCUUCUGAUUAGUAAAACAUGGGAGAUCCAUCCAUCCAUUUUGGAGCUGGAUUGGAAACCAGAGAGAAGAUAGAGGGACAAUGCUGUCAUUUCAAAAAAGUGCAGUUCCAGGAGGGGAAGAAUCCCCGAGAUGUUUGCAGUCAGCUUCACCACCUUUGCCGUCAAUGGCUGCAGCCGGAAAGACACACGAAGGCUCAGAUUCUGGACUUGGUGCUCCUGAAGCAAUUCCUGGCUGUCCUUCCCCCGGAGAUGGAGAAAUGGGUGCGGGAGUGUGGAGCAGAGACCACUUCCCAGGCGGUGGCCCUGGCCGAAGGCUUCCUUCUGGCCCAGGAGUCUGAAAAGAUGCAGAAAUCCUUGGAAGCUAUGACUGAGUAUCCCAAGGGGAGGCAAGAUUCAUUCCAAUCUUCUCAAGAGCUGUUGUUGAGAGAGACCUUACACAAAGAUCAAAACCAGGAUACCACGCCAGAGAGUAGAAAACUGUCCUUGGAAAUUUUUGAAUCAGUUCAUCUUCAUGGUGGCAAUGAAGGAUUGGCUGAACCACUACUUCAGGGUGGUGUGUCUUUUGAGGACGUGGCCGUGUAUUUCUCCAAGGAGGAGUGGUCUCAACUGGAUGCUAACCAAAAAGCGCUCCACAGAGAAGUCAUGCUGGAGAAUUCCAGGAAUCUGUCCUCUCUGGGCUAUAAUGGGCAGAAGAAUACGAAUUGUAAGGAGGAAUGCCAAGCGAUCCAUUCGAAAGAGGGGAAAGGGAAGCAAUAUCAAUGCAUAGAGUGUGGAAAGACCUUUACUCAUAGCAGUAGUCUCCAUUCCCAUAAGAGGAUCCACACAGGAGAGAAGCCUUAUCAAUGCAUGGAGUGUGGAAAGACGUUUAGUAGGAAAAACGUGCUGAUUCAGCAUAAAACUAUCCAUACAGAGGAUAAGUUAUAUCAAUGCAUGGAAUGUCGAAAGACUUUCUCUUAUCAUAACUCUUUUAUAAUCCAUCAAAGGAAUCACAAAGGAGAAAGGCCGUAUAAAUGCAUGGAGUGUGGAAAGGCCUUUACUUGCAGUAGUAGUCUCAAUUCCCAUAAGAGGAUCCACACAGGAGAGAAACCAUAUCAAUGCAUGGAGUGUGGAAAAACCUUUCCUUGUAACAGCCGUCUUAAUUCCCAUAAGAGGAUCCACACAGGAGAGAAGCCACAUCAAUGCAAGGAAUGUGAAAAGACCUUUUCUUAUUAUAGCUCUCUUAUAAUCCAUCAAAGGAAUCACAAAGGAGAAAGACCUUACAAAUGCAUGGAGUGUGGAAAGGCUUUUAGUAGUAGUAGUCAUCUUGCCUCCCAUAAGAGGAUCCACACAGGAGAGAAACCCUAUGAAUGCAUGGAGUGCGGAAACACCUUCCGUUAUUCUAAAUCUUAUAUAAGGCAUCAAAUGAAUCACAAAGGAGAAAGACCUUAUAAAUGCAUGGAGUGUGGAAAGAGCUUUACUUGUACCAGUCAUCUUAACACUCAUAAGAUGAUCCACAUAAUAGAGAAGCCAUAUCAUUGUGUGGAGUGUGGAAAGACCUUCUGUUAUAAUCGUUCUCUUAUAAUCCAUCAAAGGAUUCACAAAGGAGAAAGACCAUAUCAAUGCAUGGAUUGUAGAAAAACCUUUACUUGUACCAGUAGUCUUAAUUCCCACAAGAGGAUCCACACAAAAGAGAAACCAUAUCAAUGUGAGGAGUGUGGAAAGGUCUUUACUUGUACCAGUAGUCUUAAUUCCCACAAGAAAACCCACACACCAAAGAAGUCAUAUCAGUGCAUGGAGUGCAGAAAGAGCUUUAGUACGAAGUAUGCUCUGAUUCACCAUAAAACUAUCCAUACAGAGGAGAAGCCAUAUCAAUGCAUGGAGUGUAGAAAGACUUUCUGUUAUUAUGACUCUCUUAUAAGACAUCAAAGGAAUCACAAAAAAGAAAGACCUUAUAAAUGCAUGGAGUGUGGAAAGAGCUUUAGUUGCAGCAGACAUCUUGAUUCCCACAAGAAGAUCCACUCAGGAGAGAAGCCACAUAAAUGUGUAGAAUGUGGAAAGGGCUUUAGGUGGAAUUGUGCUCUUGCCGCCCAUAAAAGGACCCACACAGGGGAAAGACCAUAUCAGUGCAUAGAGUGUGGAAAGACCUUUACUUGUGGCAGUAAUCUUAAUUCCCACAAGAGGAUUCACACAAAAGAGAAACCAUAUCAAUGUGAGGAAUGUGGGAAGAUCUUUACUCAUAGCAGUAGUCUUCAUAGCCACAAGAGGAUCCACACAGGAGAGAAGCCAUAUCAAUGCAUGGAGUGUGGAAAGAGCUUUAGUAGGAAAUACGCUCUUACCACACAUAAAAGGAUCCACACAGGGGAAAAACCAUAUCAAUAAAGGGAAGUGUGAGAAGUGGUUUCACAGAAAUCUGUGUUGUCCUCCGUGUAUGUCUGCAAUUGAGCCCAAAAUUUCUGUUGCUAAGUAAGACAGUUAUUGAGUUUUCCCCACUUUAUGACCUUUUUCUGCCCCAUGUGAAUCGCUUUUGGUAAGUUAGUAAGUCUGUUGUGAAAUGAAUCUGGCUUCCCUAUUGACUUUGCUUGUCCGAAAGUCAAAACAGGGGAUCACAUGUCCCGGGAACACCUCAACUCUCAUAAAUAUGGGUCUGUGGCCAAGCCACAGACAGAAAUUUGAUCAGAUGACUAUGGGGACGCUGCAAGUCAUAAAUAUGAAAAAUGAUCAUGUCAUUUUUUUCAGUGCUUCUGUGACUGAAUAAUCACUAAAUGAACUGUUGUAAAUUGAGGACUACCUAUAAUUGUCUAAAAUCCCAUGCAAGGACCAUUUGAGUAAUAAUCCAAAUAACUUGUAGACCUUAGAUAUGCAUGCCUAAAUCGCCUUUCUAGUGCAAACCAGAAGAAGGUACAUCCUUAAUCCUGCUUGUGGUUUUUGCAAGGUUCAAUUAAUCAAAGGCCUUAUUUGCAUGUAGAAAGAUUCCUGAUUGUUUUUCAUUAUAUUGUUUCAAAUAUUCCAAAAUAUCAAACACAAUUAUCACAUUAUUCCUCAACUAUCCUUUAGGUUUUAAAAAAAAUCUAAUACCUCUUGCUGAUGCCUCAGUAUUUCAGUUCUGGUAGUCAGCCAAGGUUCUGGAUUUAGCUCUUUUUCUGUCUGUUCUACCUUUUCAUCCCUUCUUGUCUUUUGAAGGCUAGAAUGAGAAGUCUGAUUUCUGCAUCCAGAAUGUUGGCUGUUCUUUGCAAUGUUUGCGAGUGCCAAAUUCCUUCCUUUCAGCAGCUAACAUUUCUUUUCAUACACAGUACUCAAUGAGUCCCAUGAGUCAGAAGUGAUCCCGCCACUGCCACCAAUGUGUCAUGGGUUCUUUUUAAACCAUACCUAGUCUGAUUGACUUGAGCUCAAAAGAUCCAUUAAAAGUAUGGAUUUUAGACAAUUUAAACUUUCUGUCUCCUAUAAGAGUUGUGGAGAUGUUUUAUUUUGAAAAAUAUCCAAGAUACAAAAGUGAAACAUACAAACCACAUAUAAAUUCUUACUAUGUUUGAUCUCUUAUGCUAGCUAUUUAGUAAAUUGACAUUAUAUGAUGUCCUCUAUAAUAUAAUAUCACUUUACUAUAUACUAUUGUCUACCUAUGUUAUUUUAUACAUUUCUACAGCAACUGUAUUGUUAAAUAUUGCUACUAUACUUGUGGAAUGGAAUGGAAUGGUGUGUGUGAAUGAUAGUGUGAUUGCGCACACAAGAAAUUUGUCUCUGGUGCAUAAGCUCAUUGUA
Pseudonaja textilis is the source of this 4024-nucleotide messenger RNA. The record is from RefSeq and is a predicted model, not a curated record. NCBI's taxonomy places the organism in Eukaryota, Metazoa, Chordata, Lepidosauria, Squamata, Elapidae.